Messenger RNA from Malassezia pachydermatis, 2052 nucleotides. RefSeq lists its product as hypothetical. NCBI's taxonomy places the organism in Eukaryota, Fungi, Basidiomycota, Malasseziomycetes, Malasseziales, Malasseziaceae. The record is from RefSeq and is a predicted model, not a curated record. The transcript has a single exon. The coding region runs from base 1 to 2052 and encodes 683 amino acids.
AUGCUUAGGGGGGGACGUCAAUCGCCUCGUAUUACGCCGUAUACGUUGGCACGUCCCAUGACAGGGUACUCGCAGACCUUUUCCUCAGAACGGUCUGGGAAUGAAGUGCCAUCUGAGACCAAUGUCCCCUUUGCUGUGAACAUAGCGCCAUUUUCGAUGACGGAUACUACACCGGAGAGUGUCAAAAGCAACACCACAGCAGAGACGUUGACGGGCCAAAUGGCAGAGUUGAACUGGCAUCCACAAGCCACAGCGUCGCACAUGGAUGUACAGACCCAAAAUAUUGGGCCUCCCUCCGCGGAUGCAUGGUCGAUGCCUGUGGGCAUGGACGUCAUACCUGCCGCACCCGGCCUGCCGGCCUUUUUGCUGAGCACGGAUGCACCAGGUACAUCUAUGCCAACCUCUCUCAGAGCGGCACCUCCGUCACUCCUCUCGCCCCUUACCGAUCCACUAGCGUCGUCCAAUGUGACCACCAUUCCUUCCACAGAAUCGAUGCUUUCUUCAGAUUCACAACAAUCCAACGAACUGGCACAUUCUCUUUUAGAACUGCCUUUUUCUAUGGGCAUAGAGGGUGAGAAAAUACCCAAAAGAAAUCUAUCAUCCUUGCCACCGAUCAAUACGGACGACUUUUCUGCGGAGGAGUAUCAAUGGUUUGCUUCUGCGCCAAGUGCAUCGCAUAUGGCGCUCUUUUCACCAGGCCAUUCCAUCCUGGCCACAGGCUCCAAUCAUGUACAGUCCUGGCUCGAUGAUACCCUAGUCCCAUCGCCCAUGUACGAACGUGGUGCCAAUACGGGCUGGUCAGGUCUGCUUGGAUCUGUGGAUGAGAAUCGGACCCCGACAUAUGCGUCAUAUAUGAAUGCACAGAAGGGAUGGCCGCCUACGACGAAUAGGGCCACUGCCCCGGCCGUGCUUACGACGUCUCAUGAUUGGUGGUCGUACAAUGAAGAAGCACAAGAGCGUUUUCACAAGUACAUUUUGAAUGUGCUUCCGCUUCAUGGGUUCUUUCAGAACAACGAUCGUCGCACGACACUGGCCGUGGCGGUCAUAUCCAAGUUUUUGACGUACGCUACGUUCAUGUACCUUCGUGAUCCACAUGCGCCACAGCCCCCGUUUUUGCACCGUGCGAUGCUGCUGCAGUACCGAGAGGACAUUCCAGAGCAUUUGUGUAUUGCGCGCGCUUCGCUAGCAGCGCUCUCGAUGCGGUUGCCGCAUAGCGAGGUAUGGGCGUGGAAAUUGGUCGGCCAAGAGUUUGCAAAGCUGGUCACAAAAGCACAAGAAACAGCUGUGAAGUCAUACAAUUAUCGAAACAGUUUGGACGGCACGGUAUAUGAAGCCAUUCUCAUGCAGAGCUUGACGUUCGAGAAACUGUGGGAGCAAGUCAGCAUGGCCCAGGCACUUUGGCUGUACUUGGUGGUCGGCUCCUUUGGCAAUUGGCUUGAGUCGCAUGGUAAUGACUUACAGCAGUGGUCCACAGAGCAUGAGUUCUGGGGGCCCAUGCUAACCCCAUUGGCGGUAGAAGCAUUGCAAGCCUACCUGAAUGAGCUGGCCGUGACAGCGUACUUGCUCCAGUCCAAUGGAUGGGCGAAGCCCGCCAACUUUGUGUGCAAAAAUCAGCAGGACACAAACUUCAUGUGGUGGGGUCUCUGCGAGACACUACGACGCACUAUUUUAAGUGCUCAUGCACUUCUUGUGCUUCUCCGUUUCUGCCGUUAUGCCCACGAUCACAGUGUCGCAGUGGCCACGCUGGGCCAUGCGCCGUGCCGCAGCGAUAUCUCGCAGGCCCAAUGGAAACCCAUAAUGGAGCUAGAGAUGCCAAGCAUUGCUACUGUAUUUGAGGCCCAAGAUUAUUCUCACUGGCGGCAAUGCUUGGCAAAUGAGAUGGAAGAGGGCAGGGGCCCUAGCAUGACGCUGUCCUUUUGCAUGCAGCAGCGCGGCCAUGCCCAGACAGCGGCAAAGAGCAACGAGCGUGAUGCAGUCGAACGGUACUUACACCGUCACGACGAGUUUACGAACGUAUGUCUCUCUGCCCUGUAUGGUCUGACAAGCUCGUAG